GGAGGCGACAUCUCAGAGCCCAGGGCUGAGACAAGGCCUUGAUUGAGGAGCUAGGCCUAAGCAAGCUGAACAAAGAAAAUCAUUUGGUCUAUUCUCUCCCCCCCCCCCAGAAGUAUAAGUUUGAGACGAGAAUGAGAGCAUCCUAUCCACCAGUCAAUAAAGAAGAAACAAGGAGUCAGAGUUCCCGACCCUUAUCCUUGUCUGGUCAUGUUGGCUUUGAUAGUUUACCAGAUCAGUUGGUUAAUAAAUAUAUCCAACAGGGGUUCUGCUUCAACAUUCUCUGCAUUGGGGAGACUGGAAUUGGGAAAUCAACUUUGAUUCAUAGUUUGUUUAAUAACAGUUUUGAUUACCGUGUGUCAACACACUUUCAGCCAAAUGUACGACUUAAAGCUGAGACAUAUGAGCUCCGGGAAAGCAAUGUUCGAUUGAAAUUGACCAUAAUAGAGACAGUUGGAUUUGGUGAUCAGAUAAACAAAGAAGAUAGCUAUCAGCCAAUAGUGGAUUAUGUAGAUGCACAGUUUGAAGCCUACCUCCAGGAAGAGCUGAAAAUUAAUCGUUCCUUGUAUAAUUACCGUGAUACUCGUAUCCAUGUGUGCCUGUACUUUAUUUCACCCACAGGGCAUUCCCUUAAAACUCUUGAUUUAGUAACCAUGAAAAAUCUUUCUAGGAAGGUGAACAUUAUUCCCCUUAUAGCCAAAGCUGAUACAAUUUCUAAAACUGAACUACAGCAAUUUAAGGUCAACAUCAUGAGUGAACUGGUCAGUAGUAGACUCCAGAUAUAUCAAUUUCCAACAGAUGAUGAGAGCAUUGCUAACAUUAAUGCUAACAUGAAUGCACACUUGCCAUUUGCAGUAGUGGGGAGUUUGGAAGAGGUAAAAGUUGGAGACAAAACAGUAAAAGCUCGCCAGUAUCCUUGGGGUGUAGUGGAAGUGGAGAAUGAGAACCAUUGUGAUUUUGUGAAGCUUCGGGAAAUGAUGAUUUGUACAAAUAUGGAAGACUUGAUAGAACAGACUUGUUCUGUUCAUUAUGAACUGUACCGGCAGUAUAAACUGGAAGAGAUGGGCUUCCGAGACAGUGAUCAAAUCAAGAUUCCAGAUUCCAAAAAGACAGCUCAUAGAGAAAGUGUGCAGGAGACUUACGAAGCUAAGCGGCUUGAAUUCCUUAAUGGAUUACGGCAAAAAGAAGAAGAGAUGAGGCAAAGGUUUGUUCGGAGGGUCAAAGAGAAAGAAGUACAGUUGAAAGAAGCUGAGCGAGAACUACAGCUGGAGUUCGAACAUUUAAAACGGAUUGAUCAAGAAGAGAGAAUGAAAUUGGAGGAGAAAAGAAGACUCCUGGAAGAAGAAAUUAUUGCAUUCAAUGACAGAAAAGCUGCAGCAGAAAUAAUCCAAGGGAGGCCACUGCCACCUACGCCCACUGUUGGUUAUAAAAAAGAUAAGGAUCGGAAAAAGGAUCAAGGUUUUCGGCUUGAGCUUCUGUGCUUUGAUGUCAGAGAUCAGGAAUUUGUGAAUAUACAGGAGGAGAGAGAGAAAGAGAGAUUAGAAAGGGAACGAGCCCACAGGGAGCACCAUGAAUAGAGUUUGGAAGCAGUUUGAAAACGUUACAUGGUUAAGCUUUGGCUUUAUGUGAAAGAAGAAUAAAUACAAGAAUAAAUUCUUCACAGUUCUCUAUGAAGAAACUUGGAUCACCUUCCCCCUUUUUAAUGCAAGCUAACUUGAAAACUGACUACUGUUUAACAAAGGGGAAAGUAUGUUAAGAUAUAUAAUUAGUAUCACAUAAUGUACUGUAGGUAGUUGUAUUAAUGUAUAUAAAAUGACAGUUCUUUUAAGCUAUUGAUGUGCAUUUGAACUAUUACCUGUGGCCAAGCUGUACUCACUUUAAGUGCUGUACCUAAGAUCACUGUGCCACAAAAGAAUUUUUUAUUUGUGUUAUGAAUACUCUUAGCAUAGAAAUGAUUAUAUAUUGCAACUGUUUUAAAGAACUGGUGCUUCUUGAAUGUGUUAACUGCAUAUCAAUGAAUAUCCCCAUUUGAAACAUUUAUUGAACUGAAUAAAAUAUGUAAACCUG
Messenger RNA from Lacerta agilis (Sand lizard), 2064 nucleotides. RefSeq names its product septin-8-A-like. Gene Ontology annotation, biological process: cytoskeleton-dependent cytokinesis. The transcript is spliced from 13 exons. The record is from RefSeq and is a predicted model, not a curated record. Gene Ontology annotation, cellular component: cell division site; microtubule cytoskeleton; septin complex. Lineage: Eukaryota; Metazoa; Chordata; Lepidosauria; Squamata; Lacertidae. Gene Ontology annotation, molecular function: GTPase activity; GTP binding; molecular adaptor activity. Bases 132 to 1574 code for a protein of 480 amino acids.